Molecule: messenger RNA, 4737 nt
Organism: Seriola aureovittata
Lineage: Eukaryota; Metazoa; Chordata; Actinopteri; Carangiformes; Carangidae
Gene: fbxl19
Exons: 11
Coding region: 645-3383 (912 amino acids)
Biological process (GO): regulation of transcription by RNA polymerase II; protein demethylation
Molecular function (GO): transcription coregulator activity; protein binding; DNA binding
Source: RefSeq, a predicted model, not a curated record
CAGCUGACUCACAACACUGAACCAGAUCCCGCACAGACCCGCAGCCAGCCGCUACACAAUAGACACGGAGAACAAUAGCGGCGCGCUGCUCGUUAUCCACAACAUCUGAUGCAUGUUCAUGCGGUGAUCUGCGGUGCAUAGUUCCUGUGGAGGGUUAUAACCAAGUGUGGCUUUAAAACCCUGCUCCUCCGGUAAAUGAGCGGUUUGAGGUGUUUUGAACCCCCCCGGGAAGAAGAGCAGAGGAACACGUUGUAACGUGCUGAGGAGGGAGAGAGAGGUAGACUCACACAGGAGAGAGAGAGAGAGCGAGAGAGAGAGAAGAGAGAGAGGGGGAGAGGAGUGAAUGGGCACGACUCACUGCGCCCUUCACUUAUCGAUAUCGAUCAGUUUGGUAAUCGAGACAUUAAACCCACAACGGGUCCGUUAGGUGAGCCUGGGAGCUAGCCGGAGCACCAGAGGCUACCACGAUGGGACGCGUGUGAAGCAGCCCGGAGCUAACAGCAGCCUGGCGGAGAAAGGAACAAGGAAGCGGACAGCUAGCUGCGCUGCACCGAAGCUAACGUUGGCUAACUGUUGGCUAAUAUUAUUUCUAAUGAGCGACCGAGGAGCAUGCGACCUGAUACGAAGAGCUGACUUGUUCGGGGAUGUCGGGCAGUAAGGCGCUGGGUGGGGGGGCUGGCGGGGGGGCGAGGCGCAGGCGGACGCGGUGCCGGCGCUGCCAGGCCUGUAUGAGGACAGAGUGUGGAGAGUGUCACUUCUGUAAGGACAUGAAGAAGUUCGGAGGGCCCGGCCGGAUGAAGCAGUCCUGCCUCCUGAGACAGUGCACAGCGCCGGUGUUGCCUCACACGGCGGUGUGUUUUGCGUGUGGCGAGGCGGGGAAGGAGGACACCGUGGACUCGGAGGAGGAGAAGUUCAGCCUCUCUCUGAUGGAGUGCACCAUCUGUAACGAGAUCAUCCACCCCAGCUGUCUGAAGAUGGGCAAAGCUGAAGGAAUCAUCAACGAUGAGAUCCCAAACUGCUGGGAGUGUCCCAAGUGCCACAAGGAGGGCAAGACCAGUAAGGACCAGGCCGACGGCUCGGGGAAGCGCCGGCUGGAUAACGGGGAGGUAGGUCGCUGGAAGCUCACGGACGACCCUCCCCCUAAAAAGAAAGCCCUUCCCUCCAUGGACGAGGGGGGGAGGACGGAGGGGGGGCACAAGAGGAAGAAGGAGAAGGAGCUGCCUCAGGACAGCGGGCCCAAGAAGAAGAUGAAAGGAGCCCAUGAAAAACGCCUCAAAAAGAAACCCAAACAGGAGGCGCUGGAGUCCAACGGCCCCGCCUCCUCGGCUGGAGGAGGAGCUGGAGGACUGCAGGGCUCCUCCACUUCUUCUUCUUCGCAGCCCGGAGGAGGCGGUGGGGGAGGAGGGGGAGGAGCAGGGGGGACGUCGAGUGCAGACCAGCGCUCCCACCACAGAGAGAAACUGGAGCGUUUUAAGAGGAUGUGUCUGCUGGAGCGUCGGGCCUCCUCCUCCUCCUCCUCCUCCUCCAGCUCCGAGUCUGACUCCGAGUCUGACUCCGAUGAGUCCCUGAGGGGGGAGCAGGGGGGAGGCUCCUCGCCGUCGUCCUCUUCCCCCGCCCCGCCUCCUCCUGUUGUCUACGGGAACAGCAGCGGGGGCCGAGCGGAGAGGGAGAGGAGUCGCAGCGAGCGGGAGAGAGAGAGGGAGCGGGACAGACGUCUGGCCGAGCUGGGCUUCAGCGCCAGCGAGGAGUCGGAGGGGGAGGGAGGGAGGGGGGAGGAGGAGGAACGUGAGGAGGAGCAGGGAGGUGGAGGGGGGGACAAGGUCCGGCGGAGAGGAGGAGAGGCGGGGAUACCGCCGCGAGGACGGAAAGGAGGGCUGUUGGAUGGAGAGGAGGAGGACAGGACCAGGAAAAACUCCGCCUCCCUCCCCCCGCCCUCACCCCUCUCCUCCAAUCAGAUGACUCCGUCCUCGCAGCAUGACGGUUUCCCGGGGAAGCAGCGCAGCAAUGGACAGGAGGCGCGCAACGGACGGACACGAGGAGGGACGGGAGGGGGGAGGGAGGGAGGGGAGAAGGAGAAUGCGAGCGGGGUUCUGACCAAUCACAGACACAGUGGGGGAGGAGGGGGUGGGACUAAAGGCAGCGGGAGUCGUGGCAACAAGAUCCGUAGCAACAGCAAGAACCAGGUGUCCAGGAACAUCUCCUCCUCCUCCUCCAUCCCCACCUCAAACGGUGGUGGAGGGGGGGGCCCAGGGGGAGGCGGCCUGAUGAUGUCAGCGAUGGCAGCGUCUCCCUGCUCUCAGCCGUCGCGCAUGGCGCCCCGCUCCCAGAUGAUGAAGCGAAGCCCGCCGGCCGUGCCCUCGCCCCCCCGUCCCGUUCAGAUGGAGAGGCACCUGGUGCGCCCGCCCCCCACCUGUCCUGAGCCCAGCUGUCUGCCUCUGGACUGUGGCGCCUCCCACAUCAUGACCCGGGACGUGUGGCUGCGAGUCUUCACCUACCUGAGCCACCGCGAGCUCUGCGUCUGCAUGAGAGUCUGCCGCACCUGGAGCCGCUGGUGCUGUGACAAGAGGCUGUGGACUCAGAUCGACCUGAGCCGGCAGCGCUCCAUCACCCCCCCCAUGCUGAGCGGGAUCAUCCGCCGACAGCCCGUCUCCCUCAACCUGGGUUAUACCAACAUCUCCAAGAAACAGCUGAUGUGGCUCAUCAACCGCCUGCAAGGUCUGCUGGAGCUGAACGUGUCUGGGUGUCCGUGGCCGGCGGUGUCGGCUCUGUGUCAGGCCGUCUGUCCCUGUCUGAGGCUGCUGGACCUCAGCAGAGUGGAGGACCUGAAAGACUCGCACCUGAGAGAGCUGCUCGCCCCCCCACCUGACACCAGGACAGCUCACGGUGAAACCAGAGUGGGGCGUUUCCAGAACGUGACCGAGCUGCGAUUGGCCGGUUUGGACUUGACAGACGCGUCGUCUCGUCUGCUGGUGCGUUACGUCCCUCACCUGACCAGGUUAGACCUGAGUCAGAGCGGAAACAUCACGGACCAGACGGUUCACACCCUCACCUCCCCCAUCUCCCCCCUGAGAGAGAGCCUCACCCACAUCAACCUGGCAGGUUGUGUUAAAGUGACGGAGCAGUGUGUCCCGUUGCUGCGGCGUUGCUCCUCCCUGCAGACGGUCGACCUGCGCUCCUGCUCCCUCCUCUCCUCUGAGACCGGACAGCUGCUCUCCUUCCCCUCCCACACCUCCUCCUCCUCCUCCACAUCCUCUUCCUCCACGCCCUCCUCUUCCUCCGCCGCUGCCGCCACCAUCGCUGCUUCAUCCUCCUCUUCCACGUCUGCCUCCUCCUCCUCCUCCUCCUGUCCUCCUGAAGACAGAACACUGCUGAAGAACAGCUAAAGUCCUCCUCCAUGUCAUGUGACACUCGGUCCAGACGGCCUGAAAGCCCCGCCUCCCACCUCGUUACACUACAGACAGGUGAGGAAGAGGAGGAAAGGACCUGUGCAACAAUUCUCCUGAAGCUGGAAUCGACCGAGGAAGAGAAGAAGAAGAAGGAGGAGGAGGAGGAGGAGGAGAAGGAGGAGAGACAUAUUUUGGGAAAAAGUUGUCGGUAAUAGUUAAAAAAUAGAAACCCUGAGCAUGUACAUAUUUGUUCUCUGUACAAUUUUGGGUGUGUGUAUAUAUCUGUAGUUUACUGUAAAUGACCCUUAACCUCUGAACCCUCCCCUCUAAAACACUCCUUUCCUUCCCUCCUUCCCUUCCCUCCUUCCUUCCUUCCGUCCUUCCACCCUAUGACCAAUCAUCACGCCCGGCGUCCACCUGCUUGUCUGUAGCUGCAGAACAGGGACAAAUGUGGAAACUCCCUCCUUCAUGUUCCAGAUUGUAGUUGUUGUUGCCCCCCCCACAAACACACACACACACACACACACACACACACACAGGAAGUCAGUCGUAUGUUUUGAUAGUUUCCAUCUUCAACAGUCUGACGUUUGUGUCUGUGCAGAGUCAGAAUGAAAAUCAGACGGUGCUGGAGCUAGGCUAACAGUUUCCCUCUGCUUGCAGUCUUUGUGCUAAGCUAGGCUAAACAUGUGUGUCUCUAAACUGGUGUCUGUCUCGAGGGGGGGCUCGUUUUCUGAAUGAAGGGGGUUUAAAUGUGAUGAACAGAUGAAUCAGAGUGAAUCUUCUUUGUGAGUUCAGCUGAUUCAGGUUCAGUCACUUGGAUCUGAACUGAGAGUCCAGGUCCUGGUUGUUCAUGACGCUGUGACGGGGGGGGGGGGGGGCAGAAAACUCAACGCUACACGGCAACAUGACGUCACGUGUACGAACCUUUUCAUUUCAAAUUCAAACCUCAAACCAAACGAGACGGACGUCUGAUGUCGUUAGUGUUAGUUCAUAUUAAUGAUUCCUCUGGUGGGGGGGCGACAUGUUGAGGUUCAGGUGUUGCCUUCAGGGCCUCCAGUAAACCCAGAUCCGUCGGAUGUGUUACAGUGUUUUCAGUCUGAUGUCGAUCGAACAGACGGGGGGGGGGGGUCAGCUCAUCAUUAUUUCCUGGGUUAAAGACAGAAUGUAAAUGGUUAAAUUAGUUUAUAGAAGAAAAGUGCUCAGAGGUCAGAGGUCAGAGGCUGCGAUCAGAGCUGAAGCUGAGCAGAAUGAAUGUACCUGAACCAUCCAGACUGUGUGUGUGUGUGUGUGUGUGUGUGUGAGUGUGAGAGAGAGAGAGUGUGUGUGUGUGUGAGAGAGAGAGAGUGAGUGA